AAUCCAAUGCCACAUAUACAUAAAAUCAACAAGUGUGUUCCCAAGCGACUUAAAAGUCUCAGGUUACCACUUGUAAGGCGAGGCAUUGGGUUCGAAUCCUGAUAUUGAAAGAUGGAUAGCUAAUCCUAUCACAUUUGCUUGGUUGGCGGCUACUUCCUCGACCUUGGGGAUGAAUCGUAAAGUGGCCUUGAUCACGGGUAUCACGGGACAAGAUGGCAGCUAUUUGGCCGAGUUAUUGCUCGAUAAAGGCUAUGAGGUUCACGGGAUCGUUCGCCGCAGUUCCACAUUCAACACGGGUCGCAUCGCGCACUUGUACGACGACCCCAACACUCACCGAGAAGGUCGGAUGAUUCUCCAUUAUGGCGAUCUCAUCGACGGGGCGUGUCUGGUCAAGAUCAUCAGUACCACGCGUCCCUGUGAGAUUUACAACCUCGCCGCCCAAUCCCAUGUCAAAGUGUCCUUCGAGCUGGCUGAAUACACGGCCGAAGUGGUGGGCGUGGGCACUCUGAGACUGUUAGACGCCAUCAAGACCUGUGGCAUGGAGAAGAGCGUCAAGUUCUACCAGGCUUCCACCUCCGAGCUCUACGGCAAAGUGCAAGAGGUUCCCCAAAAAGAGACCACGCCAUUCUACCCGCGAUCGCCUUAUGGAGUGGCCAAGCUAUUCGCUUACUGGUCCGUGAUCAACUUCCGAGAAGCCUAUGGCAUGUUCGCCUGCAAUGGGAUCCUGUUCAAUCAUGAAUCUCCCAGACGGGGAGAAACUUUCGUGACCCGGAAGAUCACCCGGUCCGUGGCCAAGAUCUAUUUGAAGCAACUUGACUUCUUCGAAUUGGGUAACCUGGAUUCCCAACGAGAUUGGGGACAUGCCAAGGACUACGUGGAGUGCAUGUGGAAGAUGCUGCAGUUGGACGCACCCGACGAUUUCGUGAUUGCCACGGGCGAAAUGCACUCCGUCCGUGAAUUCGUGUUGGCCACGUUUAAGUUCAUUGGGAUUGAUAUCGAGUGGGAAGGGGAAGGGGAAUCUGAGGUGGGCAAGGAGAAAGGUUCGGGGAUUGUGCGGGUGAAAGUGAACCCUAAGUAUUAUCGGCCCACGGAGGUGGAGCAGCUCUUGGGUGACCCGAGUAAGGCGAAGAGCAAGAUUGGGUGGGUGCCCAAGGUCAAUUUUGACAUGUUGGUCAAGGACAUGAUGGAGUCGGAUAUUGAGCUGAUGAGGAAGAAUCCGAUGGCUUGAAGAGUGUCGAUGAUUGAAAUUGAAGCUGAACUUUUGCACAAAUCAUGUUCUCUGAGAGUGAGUUCUCGCACCACUGUUUGUCGUGUUUUUGUUAUGUUAUUCAUAAUUGCGUUAUUUUUUUAAUAUCAACAAUGAUAGUAAGUAUUAACCAUGUAUCAUGAUUGUAAGUCGAAGAAGGUCCUUGAAGUAUAAAACAUCUAAAUAAAACGCAACGGUAAAUUAAA
Messenger RNA from Tigriopus californicus, 1452 nucleotides. It is a transcript of the gene Gmd, whose product is annotated as GDP-mannose 4,6 dehydratase-like. Bases 170 to 1228 code for a protein of 352 amino acids. Lineage: Eukaryota; Metazoa; Arthropoda; Copepoda; Harpacticoida; Harpacticidae. Gene Ontology annotation, biological process: GDP-mannose metabolic process. The transcript is spliced from 3 exons. Gene Ontology annotation, molecular function: GDP-mannose 4,6-dehydratase activity. The record is from RefSeq and is a predicted model, not a curated record.